AUGACAUGCUUUGUGGCAGGGCUGUCGAUGUGCAGUUCUUCUCUUAGCUGCCACACCCGUUGUUGUGCUGUUAUAACCCAUGCUGGAUACACGUUCAAUGUUCAUAUUUUGCAAAGGAUGAAUGGAUGUGAAUGGGAUGAUGAGACUGAAGAGAUUAAUGGGUUCAAUCAAUAUGGAUACGAUGGAGAAGACUUUCUAUCAUCGGACCUACAGACACUGACAUGGAUCGCUCCAAAACCACAGGCUAUCAUCACCAAACUGAGAUGGGAUGCUGAAAAACCUAGAUUAAAUUACAAUAAAAACUUUUACACGCAUGAAUGCCCUGGGCUUUUAAAGAAGUAUGUCCACUACAGGAGAAACCUUUUGCAGACAGCAGUUCUUCCUUCAGUGUCUCUCCUUCAGAAGUCUUCCUCCUCUCCAGUCAGCUGCCACGCUACAGGUUUCUAUCCUGACAGAGCCAUGAUGUUCUGGAGGAAAGAUGGAGAGGAGCUUCAUGAAGGUGUGGAUCUGGGAGAGAUCCUUCCCAACAAUGAUGGGACCUUUCAGACGAGUGUUGAUCUCAAUGUUUCAUCAGUCACACCUGAAGACUGGCAGAGGUACCACUGUGUGUUUCACUUCUAUAGUGUGAACAAUAACAUCAUCACCAAACUGGACCGAGCAGUAAUCAGGACCAAUAUGAAGAAUCCCACUGACAUUGGAGCUGCAAUCGUUGUUCUAGUUAUCGUUUCCAUUGCAGUUGUGGUAAUCCUGGCAGCCGUGGCAGCUGUGGCAGUCGUUACCAAAGAAGAAAGGAAGGAGCGUGGAAGACAAGAGCAGUGA
Molecule: messenger RNA, 819 nt
Organism: Neolamprologus brichardi
Lineage: Eukaryota; Metazoa; Chordata; Actinopteri; Cichliformes; Cichlidae
Source: RefSeq, a predicted model, not a curated record